This is a messenger RNA of Eucalyptus grandis, 1240 nucleotides long. Its product is annotated as calumenin-A. The record is from RefSeq and is a predicted model, not a curated record. Gene Ontology annotation, cellular component: endoplasmic reticulum. The transcript is spliced from 6 exons. Gene Ontology annotation, molecular function: calcium ion binding. The coding region runs from base 1 to 1026 and encodes 341 amino acids. NCBI's taxonomy places the organism in Eukaryota, Viridiplantae, Streptophyta, Magnoliopsida, Myrtales, Myrtaceae.
AUGGCAAAGGCGGUGGUUUAUGCCCUUGCCGCUACCGCCUUGAUGGCCUUCAUAAUCUUCUCCCCGAUGGGCCAAAAGGGUCGCAACCACCUCCGCUCAAACCGCCGUCUAGGCAUCAUAUUAUCCCACCCGACUUUCGACCCCCUCGUGACCGAAUUGGAGAGAAGGCGAGAAGGGGAACACGCGGAUCGAGAAGACCCUCCGGCAAGCACGGGAAUUGGUUCUCCGAUCAGCAGGAACGAGUAUUUAACGGACGAGGGCGAGCUCAACACCACCUCGAGGCUAUUGUUCUUGUUCCCAUUGUUGGACGACGCGCCAAAGGACGGGGCGGUCAGCUUCAAGGAGCUCGAGGCAUGGAACGUGGGCCAAGCGCACGAAAGGCUGGCCUACCAGACACAGAAGGAGCUGGCGUUUUUCGACAAGGAUGGAGAUGGGGCUAUUUCCUUCAGGGAGUACCUUCCUCAGUUCUCAGAUGAAGACAUAGAGAGAAAUGGUUCUGCACACGGUGAAGCCGGGUGGUGGAAGGAGAAAUUCCUUAAUGCCGAUGUCGACCAAACCGGAACCCUCAGCUUCAAUGAGUUCAUGGAUUUCUUGCAUCCCGAAGAUAGUAACAACACAGAAAUCUGGAAAUGGCUUCUCUGGCAAAAACUGAAGCAAAUGGACUACGACGGCGAUGGUAAACUCAACCUCGAUGAGUUCAAGGAUCACAUCUAUGAUAUCUACAAGAACUAUGUGGAAUUCGACGCCCAUGGCGGUCAUGUGCCUACACCUGAACAGAAAUUCACCAAUCUCGAUGUGAACAACAAUAAACUCCUGGAAGUCGAAGAAAUGAUACCAAUACUCCAUUAUUUGAAUCCUGGAGAGUUAUCUCAUGCUAAAUAUUACACAGCUUUUUUGAUCCGUGAGGCUGAUGACAACAAAGACGGUAAAUUAAGCCUUGAGGAGAUGCUUAACCACGAGUAUAUGUUCUACGCCUCGCUCUUUGAGGAGGAUGAGGAGGAUGAUGAAAUGCACGAUGAACUCUGAAAGUGGAUUGUCAUCACUCGAUUAAUCUCGGACUUUCCUGCAAAGAGAACUCCACCAUCAGCAGUGGCACAAUCUUUGUUCAAAGAACUUUCAGGAGCCGGAAAAACACGAGAGGGGGAAAUGGAAAGCUUUUUUGAGAGAAAAAUCAGAACUUAAGAAACAGAUGUUAGGUCGGCUCAUAAAAUUUCCAGUAGGACCUGCAAAUUUUUGAAAG